This is a messenger RNA of Nipponia nippon (crested ibis), 1431 nucleotides long. The record is from RefSeq and is a predicted model, not a curated record. Lineage: Eukaryota; Metazoa; Chordata; Aves; Pelecaniformes; Threskiornithidae.
AUGGCUCGUUCCUCUCUCUGUCGCCAAAGGCAGAUGCCUGGGAAAGAGCACACCCGGAGAGAAGCGUACAUGAUGUUCACCACGUCUGAACACCCCGACUCUGCUACUUGGGGUUCACGCUUCCCGAGUCAGACGUUGCUCCCAUAUACUAAAUCGGAGGAGCUGGGGGGAAGGCCGGAGCCCCACGUCGCCGCGCUGAGGCAUGCUCUGUGUGAAGAAUUCCGAGAGUGGCUUUCUGCUGUGACCCAGAUUGAGCUGGAGCCAACUAUUGAUAUCUCCUGUGCUAAAUAUGAAUAUACCGAUGUCUUGCUGUGCCACGAUGAUGAGCUGGAAGGUCGGAGAAUUGCUUUCAUCCUGUACCUCGUGCCGCCCUGGGAGAAAAGCGACGGCGGAACGCUGGACCUGUACAGCACAGAUGAACACUUUCAGCCGCAGCAAAUCAUCAAGUCAUUAGUGCCUUCGUGGAACACGCUGGUUUUCUUUGAAGUGUCUCCAGUCUCUUUCCACCAGGUGUCAGAAGUUCUGUCUGAGGAGAAGUGCCGCUUGUCAGUGAGUGGCUGGUUUCACGGCCCGUCAAUAGUCAGACCUGCACGCCACAUGGAAGCUUCUUUGCCCAGGAGCCCACACAUCCCCUAUGAUCAUGAAAUCUUGUAUGAGUGGAUCAAUCCAGUUUAUUUGGACAUGGACUCCCAAGCUCAAAUCCAGGAGGAAUUUGAGGAGCGAUCAGAAAGUCUCCUGAAAGAUUUUCUUAAGAAAGAGAAAUACCGACUACUGUGUGAAGCUUUGGAGAGCAAAGACAUCCAGUGGAGCAGCCGGGGGCCUGCCAAUAAAAGACUCUAUGAGACAGCAGAGGAAGACAGCCUCCCUGACAUCCUGAAGAAAUUCCUGCAGUUCUUACGCUCUGAGGCAUUGUUUUUACUGCUUUCCAACUUCACUGGCCUAAAGCUGCACUUCCUGGCUCCCUCUGAUGAGGAUGAAGAUGCUGGGGAGGGAAGAGAAGAGACUGAAGAACAUGCUGAUAGCAAUCCCCAUCAGCCAGACCAGCCUGACAGCCCCCCUGAAGCACAAGACGGUGAGACACAGAAUGGCUCAGGUACCCCUGUGUGUGCUGGGGAGCUGAGGCACUGGACCCACGGGCACUAUACUCUAGUCCACGACACUCAAGCAACAGAAUUUGUUCUCGACCUGCUCUUCUUCUGUGGCUGUGAGGACUGGGAUCCAGAAUAUGGUGGCUUUACUUCCUACAUCGCUAAAGGUGAAGAUGAAGAGCUGUUGACAGUGAAUCCAGAGGACAACUGCUUGGCCUUAGUUUAUAGAGACAGAGAAACUAUGAAGUUUGUGAAAUACAUCAAUCAUCGUAGCUUGGCUCGCCUGAAAAAGCAUCCAAACAGAACAGGAUUUUGGGAUUUUUCCUUUGUCUAUUACGAGUGA